This is a messenger RNA of Harpia harpyja (harpy eagle), 3608 nucleotides long. RefSeq names its product cytosolic phospholipase A2 epsilon-like. Gene Ontology annotation, cellular component: cytosol. The record is from RefSeq and is a predicted model, not a curated record. The transcript has 21 exons. Gene Ontology annotation, biological process: glycerophospholipid catabolic process. Gene Ontology annotation, molecular function: calcium ion binding; calcium-dependent phospholipid binding. NCBI's taxonomy places the organism in Eukaryota, Metazoa, Chordata, Aves, Accipitriformes, Accipitridae. Bases 95 to 2710 code for a protein of 871 amino acids.
CGCUGUAAAUUUGUUUCAGGAGGCACUGGCAACUGUGGAGUCUAAUAUUCAGGUGCCAUUCACAGCACCUGCUUUUAAUGCAGCAGCGAUCGCAAUGGCUUCAACCUCUGCCUUUCCUCAGCAUUCAAGCAGCAAAUCAAGCCCCUUGGAAAAUGAAGAAAGAAAAUGGAUGAUGCAUUACGUAGCCCCAAGCGACGUUGAUGUUAAGAAGGAAAUGUCACCUUACUCCCUGCUCACUGUAAGAAUCAUAAAGUUGAAAAAUGCUCAUCAGGCAGAUUUUUUAAGCCAAUCUGAUUGCUACGUGAGCCUCUGGUUGCCAACUGCUUCAGAUGAAAAAUUUCACACCAAAACCAUCAAAGACUGCAGAAAUCCUGUGUGGAAUGAAACUUUCUACUUCCGGAUACAGAGAAAAGUCAAGAAUAUUCUGGAAAUUACUGUUUCUGAUGAUGACAUCAUUCAUGAUCAUGACCACGCGAUAGUGCUUUUUGAUGUAGCUAAAAUCCCCCUUGGGGAAAGAGUGUUUAUGGCAUUCCCACUAAAUCCACAGAGGAGGGAGGAGCUGGAAGUUGAGUUUGUAUUGGAGAGCAUCUGGGGUCCUCCUGAAACCAUCAUCACAAAUGGGGCAAUAGUGUGUCGUGAAGUAGCCUGCUUGGAAGUUCACUUGGACAGCAGGAUGAAGAAGAAGCAUUUUUCAGAGAAUGAGCUAACAUUUACAGUGAGAGGAUCCUUUGAAGAAACCCAGAGAGUUUCAGUUGGCUGUGACUCCGGCUCCCCAGUCCCAGAUCCCACUUUCUUCCACUAUGCCAAAUACAAGCAACCUUCCCUGGAUGUUUCACUCACAAAGAAGAGGAAGCUUCCCACCUUUUGUGCUUGCGUGUCAUGCGGAGCAAGAAGGAGAAGCGUCCCCCUGACUCUCCCUCUCAAGUUGCUCCCCUCUGAGCGGGAAGUAGUAGGUGAGCACAGAAAAUUUGAUUUGCGUUUUAAGGUGAAAAAAUGCCAGGACGACCUAGACAUACGCCUGGGCUUUGACCUGUGUGCCCAGGAACAGGAUUUCAUUCACAAGAGGAAGAAGGUGGUUGCAGCCGCUCUGAAGGACAUUCUCCAGCUGGAGGAGGACUUGCAGGAUGAUGAGGUACCUGUGGUGGCAAUCAUGACAACAGGUGGUGGAACCAGAGCUCUGACAGCCAUGUAUGCUCACCUUCUCAGCGUGCAGGAGCUGAAUGUCUUGGACUGUGUCUCGUAUAUCACUGGUUUAUCCGGCACAACAUGGACCAUGUCAAACUUGUAUGAAGAUCCUGACUGGUCCCAAAAGGAUCUUAAGGAAACACUCAAAGAUGCCCGAAAGCAUGUGCUCAAAAAUAAGUUCUUUACUUGUUUUGCCCCCGAUCGCCUGAAAUACUACUUGAAAGAGUUGUGCCAGAGGAAACAGGAAGGACAUCAAAUAUGUUUCACGGAUCUAUGGGGACUCAUCAUUGAAACCAUGUUACAUGAAAAGGAGGAGUCCCAUAAACUCACAGAUCAGCAGCAGGCACUAAACCAGGGUCAAAAUCCCAUGCCCAUCUACCUCUCUCUCAAUGUGAAGGAUAAAAUCAGCGACCAGGAUUUUAGAGAAUGGGUGGAAUUCACCCCUUACGAGGUAGGAUUCCUGAAAUACGGGGCCUUCAUUCGUGCAGAAGAUUUUGGUAGUGAGUUCUUCAUGGGUCGCCUGAUGAAGAAAAUCCCAGAAUCCAGAAUCUGCUUUUUGGAAGGGAUCUGGAGCAGUGUAUUUUCCUUGAAUCUUAUGGAUGCUUGGUAUAUAUCUGUUCAUUCAGAAGACUUCUGGCACAAAUGGACCCGAGACAAAAUUACUGACAUAGAUGACGAAACCCUAUUCCCUACAAGACCAAAUGAGCUGGAUACUCGAGUGGUUUGUCCCACCGACAGCUUUUCAGACAUUUUCCGAGAUGUCGCCACGUUACGUCCAGCAGCUUCAGAAAUCCAUAACUUCUUGAAGGGCUUCCAGAUGAACAACAACUACCUAGAGAGCGAGUUUUCCAAAUGGAAAGACUGUGAGCUUGACUCUCAGCCCAACCACCUGACAGCAGGAACAGACUACCUCAUCCUGAUAGAUACUGCAUUUGCCUUUGCUACCAGUUACCCACCCCUUAUGAGACUGGAAAGGAAAGUGGAUGUCAUUUUGCAUUUCAACUACAGUUCAGGUUCCCAGACAGGGCCUCUGAAAGAAGCCUCUAAAUACUUUGCAAAACAGGGAAUUCCUUUCCCUACAAAGGUGCCAGAUGAUCAGGAAACCCCACAUGUGAAGGAAUGCUACAUUGUUGGUGACAAGGAGAGCCCAGAAACACCUAUUGUGAUAUUUUUCCCUCUAGUAAAUGACACAUUCAGGGACUACAAAGCACCUGGUGUGAAACGUAGUCCCUCAGAGCUGGCAGAGGGUGAUGUUGAUGUUGCCAAUACCUGUGGUCCAUAUUACAUAAACAAUCUGAGUUACUCAGAGGAAGAUUUUGACAAACUGGUGAACCUAAGUUACUACAACGUCCAGAACAACAAAGAUUUGAUUCUUCAGGCCUUGCGCACCGCCGUGGAGCGGAAAAAGCAGCAUAAGAAAGAGCAACCACUGCAAAAACCUCCUGAUGGGGAUGGUAUGCGUGUGCCUGAUAGAGAGGGAACCCAGCAUUUGGCUGACUGCCCAGCACUAAGGAAUAUGAAAUAAAAUAGCUCUGAGUCCUGUUAACGAAGAAGAAAAGGAAUUUGAUUACGAAGUGAAGAAAAGCCAAAGAAUGCUAAGAAUAGCACUUCAUUUGUCAUCGAAAAUGCUAAAGCCUGUCUGUCAGUGAAGGGAAUAAACACAAAAACCCAGAGCUCUUCCUUAAUGAAUUAAUGUGCUUCCCUCGUUGGCAACCUCAGGAGCGUGGCUAGGUGAGGCUGUGCUCUGCUCGUGCUUGCAGAAGUGACCUUUCAAGGCAAGGCCAAAAUGCAUGGACAAGAAAGUGUGAGGAAGUUUACAUUGACCAUGUUUGUGCUCUACCUGUGCUAUAAAAAGAGAGGAUUGUCAGUCCAGAAACGCAGCAGAGAACAAAAUCCAUUGUCUCUAAAACAAAACCAAGAAUGCCAUUUGUGAACUAAGGAGUCUUUAUGUGAAUGUAAAUAAGUAUUAGACUUUAUAUAAUAAAACACUUUUUUGGAGUCAGUUACAGCAAAUAAACGUUUUUCACAGCAAAUACAUGUUAAAGCCAUUUCUUUUAGGUGCUUCUUUCUCUACUAGCCAGACAAUUAAAGACAACAUGCUGACUUAUUUCAUAGCUGCUGAAAAAUUAUUGAAGAAGAAAUUAUACCAGCUCCAGACCCAGAUGUGAACUGCCCCAGGAUCCUGGAACCCCUUGAGUUUAGGGUUACAUUUAAGACCCAUCUCUACAAGAACUGACUCCUGAUAAUUUAUUUUAUUAAAAUGGAUUUAAGUGUUAUUGAUAGAUACCAAAGGUUUAAAGCUUCAAACUUUUUGAGACUAUUACAUCUGAAAAGACACCAGAAACGCAGACAAAGCAGAUCUAAAAUUGUAUAUGUAAUAUCACUCACCCAAAUGCGAUUUUUUAACUUGCCAUAGAGUAUUG